Elgaria multicarinata webbii is the source of this 4104-nucleotide messenger RNA. RefSeq names its product crystallin beta-gamma domain containing 2 (gene CRYBG2). Gene Ontology annotation, biological process: visual perception; lens development in camera-type eye. Bases 110 to 3931 code for a protein of 1273 amino acids. The record is from RefSeq and is a predicted model, not a curated record. NCBI's taxonomy places the organism in Eukaryota, Metazoa, Chordata, Lepidosauria, Squamata, Anguidae. Gene Ontology annotation, molecular function: structural constituent of eye lens. The transcript has 19 exons.
CCCCAAACCUUUUGGGGGAUCCAGUCCAUUAAAUCCCAAGCCCGGUGUUGUUAGCUCCAGCACUGUCACCAACUCCCAAACCCAAUGGUUCGGGCCCAAGGGCAGCAGCAUGGUUGUCUUUCGAUCUGAACAGCAGGUCAUUGUACCCCAAGCUGGAAGUGCCACCGUCUACAAUUCUGGCCGAGAGAUUAUUAUGUCCAGCUGUGGGGCAGGGAACGCAAGCCAGCCCCAGCCGGAGAAGCCCCUUGCAUUGAGCUCUAUCAGCUGCAUCCCACCGGAACAAAACUGGCAGGGCCAGGAGGAGCUCUCUGAUGCCCAGUUCCUCAAAGAGAUCCCUGCACCCCUCCCCAAUGUUUGUGAUUCCUCAGCGGCAGGGCCACAGCCAGAAAGCUGCAUGACUCAACCCAGAAGUGCCGGUGUGAGAGAAGCCCAAAGGCAAAGGUGUAUGCUUGUGCCAAACCCUGCGCUCACAUCAGACGGAGAUGCUACCACACUCGAGGAGGGAGUUGUUCCUUUCAGCACGCCCCAGAGAGACUGCAGCCCAUACAGCGAAGCUGAAUUCCAGAAGCACAGCAACCUGUUCACGGAAAGCAGGUCUGAAAGGGAGCAAAGCAUGCCCGAUACAGAUGGCCCCUUAGCAAACGGGUCAGAACAAGACAGCAACCAAUCAAGGGCAGAGGAGGCUGGUGCAUCUAAAUCCCAACGCAUCCAGUGCCCAUCAGAUGUUGCAGCUGAAAUCGGCGUGUUUGGGACUGGAUCCCUGGAAACUGCUCUGACGGACCAGAAAGGCACCAGCCGAACUGAGCAAAGGGCAGAACAAACAGCCGGGACAAAAGUUUCCUCGGUAUUUGCCCUGGAACCAAACGUCCCCCUUGCUGAGACGACAAGUUCCGCUUGUGAAUUCCUGAGCCAGAAAAUAGGGAGCAGUAACAGGACGGCAGAACAGGAACCGGAGGAAAUUGUGGAGAUGGAGCUUUUCGUAGACACCCUCCGCAACAUGGAGCCCGCUGAGAUCCGGAAGCCCUUGAAACUCCACCCCAGGGCCCCGCGCUCCUCCGUGCUGGCAAAGCAUGCACCUCUUCCACCCAUCCAUGAAGACCACAUCACGCCCAAGUCAAAGGUUGCUCUCCCGAUGGCUCUGGGGACGCUGUAUGCUCUCGCCGAGGAGAGAAAUUCAGAGGAAGGAAAAGAAGAAACCAAGGAGGAGGAGGAAGAAGAAGACAUGGAGGAGAUAGAGAACCCAUAUCUCAGUGAGGAUGAAAAAGUGCAGGGAAACAACUACACCAGGAAACCUUACCCUUGGGAAAACAAGUUGUACAAGACGGAGGAGGAGAUUGGAUCUUUCUUGGGAAUGCUGCAACAGGGCCCCGACGACCUGAAAGCCAAAACCAUUGCUCCUAAAGCGAUUGUCAAUCAGAGCAACUUGAUCCGAGCCAACAUCCUCAAGGGGAUGUCUCUUUUGUCUGGCUUUGUGGACAAGAAGGCUGUGGAGGAGAAGCCUUAUUCCCGCUUGGACAACAGCUUCCUCUACAGCAGGUUCAUCUGCCCGGAGAAGUCCUCCCCCAAAGCCUCAGCAAAAGGGAAAGAGGGGAGAUGCCCACCCCUCCUCCUGACUUCGAGUGUCCUGAAAGUCAACCAGGAAUGCCAGACAUCUCCAAAAGGGUUUGAGGUGGAUGAAGCAUAUGAACAUCUGAGCUUUGAGCCGCCACCAUCUGGGCUCCAAGCUGAGCCUUCCUCUAGGGCGCCAGGUGCAAAUGAUAGCUCCGAGCAGAUGACUGGUCUGUCCAAGGAAGAAGAGUUGCCGUCCCAGCCAGAAGCUCAGCACGAAGAAAAGAAGCGCCCGAAGAAAGUCAACAUGCGGCCUGGGAAGAUCAUUCUGUACUCUGAGUCAGGCUUUGAGGGCCAGAAGAGAGAAGUCUGGGGUGAUAUCACCGAUGCCACAUCCUGGGAGCUGUCCCACACGAUCUCCAUCCGAGUGGUCCGAGGAGGCUGGGUGAUGUACGAGAAGCCCCGGUUCCAUGGGCGGAAGUGCGUGCUGGCAGAAGGAGACGUGGAGAUCACCAACCCUUGGACGGUGUACCACAAAGCCGGGGCUGAAGCGGAGAACACGCCCUUCCAUAUCGGUUCGCUGAAGAGGGUUGUGCGGGACUACAGGAUCCCUGAGAUCAGUUUGUUUUCUGAGAAGAACGGAGAAGGCACAAAGCGGAGGUUCACGGAUUCCGCAGAGGACACACGGAUUCACAGGCAGCCCUUGAAGGCGGCAUCUAUCAUUGUACACUCUGGCCUGUGGCUCGUGUACUCGAAGCCAUUCUUUGACGAUGACCCUUACGUCUUAGAAGCUGGCGGGUAUCCCAGUUUGCAAGCCUGGGGUGCCAAGGACCCUUCCAUCUGCUCCAUGCAUCCCAUUAAGCUGGGUUGUCCUGUCGUAGAAAAGCCUGGAGAGCCGAAGGUUCUGGUUUAUGAGGAGCUGCAUUUUCAGGGCCUCAGUUGGGAAAUCAGCCGAGACAUUUACAACCUGAAGAAGCCAGAAAACAACCAGGACUCCAAGAUGUCUACCGUGGGCUCCCUGAAAAUCAUGGGAGGCUGUUGGGUUGGUUACGAGAAGGAAGGUUUCCGCGGCCACCAGUACCUGCUGGAGGAAGGCGAGUAUUGUGACUGGACGCAGUGGGGAGGCUACAAUGAAGAGUUGGUGUCGCUUCGGCUGAUCCGGACGGACUUCUUGGAUCCGGCCCUUGUGCUGUUCGAGGCCAUGGACUUCGAAGAAGGUCCCAGUGUUGAGCUCAGUGAGGCGCUGCCGGAUGUUGAGCUGGCCAGUUAUGGGACCACAACGCAGUCCAUCCACGUCCUGAGCGGAGUGUGGGUGGCCUACGAAGACAAGAAUUUCACUGGGGAGCAGUAUAUCCUGGAAAAAGGAGUGUACCGCAACUGUGAAGACUGGGGGGCCACCAACUGCCAGAUCUCUUCGGUGCAGCCUAUCCUACAGGUUGGGGAACACAGUCUACACUUCAUUUCCAAGAUCCAACUCUUCUCAGAUCCAGACUUCUCAGGGACCCAUGUCGCUUUCACAGAGGACCAGACAUCGCUUCCAGAGAACUUCAUCCCGCGCUCCUGUAGGGUCAAUGGAGGCAGCUGGAUUCUCUACGAUGGCCAACGGUUUGAUGGAGAGCAGCACAUUCUCUCUGAAGGCGAAUACCCGACAUUGACCUCCAUGGGUUGCCUCUUCACCACGGACAUCCGCUCGCUGAAGAAAGUCCCCAUUUUCUUCUCUGAGCCCUCCAUCUUCCUUCACGGCUUGGAAUGUUUCGAAGGGAAGGAGAUUGAGCUGAACGGCGAGGUGCGCAGCCUGCAGGCCGAGGGAUUCAACAACCACGUGCUCUCCGUCCGAGUAAAGGGUGGAAUCUGGGUGCUGUGCGAACACAGCGACUUCCGAGGCCGCCAGUGGCUGCUGGACUGUGUGGAGAUCACCAACUGGGUGACGUACAGCGGGCUUCAGCAUGUUGGUUCCCUUUACCCCAUCAGGCAGAAACGGAUUUACUUCCGAAUAAAAAAUGAAGAGCUGAAGACCUUCCUGUCUGUUCCGGAUGAUGUUGAAGACAUGAAAGCCGGCCGUGUUCUGGUCUCAGAGCUCAACGACAAGAUCAGCUCCAUUUGGUAUUAUGAAGAGGGACUUAUGAAGAACCAGGUUGCGCCCAACAUGAGCCUCCAGGUGAUCGGUCCGGCGGGCAAGGGCACCAAGGUAGUGUUGUGGUCUGAGAGCCGAGUGCCCCGGCAGACUUGGAGAAUCGAUUCCUUUGGGAGGAUCUGCAGCCAAAUGUUUGAAGACAAGUUGCUCGAUGUGAAAGGAGGCAGAAACUAUGAUCGGGAUCAUGCCAUUCUCUGGGAUUCCUCAGAGGAAAGACCCACACAAAUCUGGGCUGUCCAGGUGCUCUGAAGAAACCAGGAAUGAGAGGGACGUGUCGUGUUCAGAACCAGAAUUUGCCUUGCAGGUCAUCAAUGUUCCCCCUUCCACGACCAAUCAGCACUUCCAGGACUUAGUGCUGAUAAGGAUAAAUGUUUGGGUGCUGGAUUUGAUCAGCAUAUGAUAAUCUUUUCCCUUCAGACCAC